Messenger RNA from Striga asiatica, 636 nucleotides. The record is from the annotation of a GenBank genome assembly. NCBI's taxonomy places the organism in Eukaryota, Viridiplantae, Streptophyta, Magnoliopsida, Lamiales, Orobanchaceae.
GUGAUUCGUGGUCUUGUUAAUCGUCUUACAGGAAGACACGUGGUAUGGGAGCUGGGCGCAAGCUCAAGUCUCACCGCAUUCGGCAAAGGUGGGCCGACAAGGCUUACAAGAAAUCUCACCUUGGGAAUGAGUGGAAGAAGCCAUUUGCUGGUUCAUCUCAUGCCAAAGGAAUUGUGCUCGAGAAAAUAGGCAUUGAGGCUAAGCAGCCCAACUCUGCCAUUCGUAAGUGUGCUCGUGUGCAGCUGAUCAAGAACGGAAAGAAGAUUGCUGCUUUUGUCCCCAAUGACGGUUGUUUGAACUACAUUGAAGAAAAUGAUGAGGUGUUGAUUGCUGGAUUUGGACGUAAGGGACAUGCGGUGGGAGAUAUUCCCGGUGUUCGGUUUAAAGUGGUGAAGGUGUCUGGGGUUUCACUUUUGGCCCUCUUCAAGGAGAAGAAGGAAAAGCCUAGAUCUUAGGUUGUUUCUUUAAUCUUUUCUUUCUUUGUUUCUUUCUUUUGAUUAAUGACUUGAUCAGCUUUGGUGUGUAAUUUUGUGGCAAUUUGUUAUUGAGAGAAACUUGCUUAAGAUGAAUAGAUUUACUCUCAAGACUUUGGCAUUGUCAUAAUUAUCCUAACUAGUAUUCGAUCUUGUGCAUAUG